AUGCAGGGGCACAGGAAGGAGAUGGAGACUCUGUCCGCGUUCCUGCACAGGAUGGACGUGUGCCCAGACGUCAGGAUGCAGGUGAGCAAGCAGGUGAAAGUGAAGCUGAUGCAGAGGCGCCCGGAGGCGGUCAAGGACAUGGCGGUGCUCGAUAAGCUCUCGCUGUCCCUGCGCCACUCGCUGCAGCUGGAGCUCUGCAACCCGCACUUCCUCGAGCACCCGCUGCUCAACUUUCUCUCCAACGAGGACACCGCGAUGUGGGAGGAGGUGUGCAUGGCUUGCGCGCACUUCUCGGUGCUGGUGAAGGGGGACAACCUUUUCGUCUUCGGGGCCGAGGCGGAGGGAAUGUAUUUCGUCGUGCGCGGCCCCCUGUCCUACGAGCUGGACGCGAGCUUCCCCACGCAGCUGUCGGAGCACGUGAUGCCAGGAGCAUGGCUCUCCGAGGCGGCGCUGUGGUGCCACUGGCGCCACAUGGGCUGCGCCGAGUCCCCCGGCCUCAAGGGCGCGGCCUGCUGCGAGGUGCUGCUGCUGAGGACCGCCGCGCUGAUACCGAUCCUGACCAGGAGGGGCCUGAUCGGGCAGCUGGCGUGGGCGUACGCCCUCAGCUUCCACCACUUCCUGCAGGAGUGUGGGCGCCUGCUCGACGACUGGCCGAACGACCUCGUCCUCCCCUUCGGCGCGGACGAGGUCAUCGCGGCCAUGCCGCGGGACGCGAAGGCCGUCGUGGGGCAGGGCGCGAUCGAGGUGCUCAGGUCGCCGCAGGACUCGCUCCUCGCCAGCUGGCUCAGCGAGGACAACAUCCAGAAGCUGGCCUCGGAGGCGCAGGCGGGGGGGAGCGCGCUGUUCGUGACGGCGUCCAGGGGGAGGGUGAGGGUGGUGCGCUGCGUGCCGCUGGUGAUGCUGCGAAUAAAGCGCCAGGACAAGCGGGUCUUCGUCCGCAUGAGGCUCGUCACUAGGGCGGACGGUGGCCAGGAGGCGACCUGCAAGUUGCCUGGAGGCAGGCCGGAGGCGGGGGAGCACCCCGACGGCUAUUUGCAGCGGUUGCUGGAGAGAAAGCUCAAGGCGCUGGCCGACGGCAUCGAGGUGGUCAGGGUGGAGAGGCAGAGCGAGCAAGACAACUCUCGGAAGUUUGGCGUGCCGACGCGGUAUGUCCACACGGUCGUGUCCGCAGUGUGGCAUGAGCCAGAAGGGGACGGGGACGCCAGCGGCAGUCGUCCGCCGAGCUGCAGGAGUCUCGACCAGUUCCAGGCGCCACGGGUGGACCUCGCGGACCUGGUGCUGGUCCGGAGGGUGAGCACCAGGUCGAGAGAUGUCGACAUCCGAGCGAAGACACAGAGAGCGAGGCAGAAACCCGUGGAGAUGCUGAGCUUUCCAGACCCUGAGGAGGUCUACAUGUUCCCAGGAGACGCGAGUUUCUACGCUUGGCUCACGGAGGACCAGUUCGCAUACUUGAAGGACCGCCAGGGCCAGUCCACCUUGUUCCUGUGGCUCUUGGAGCUGUACAGGAGGGUCGGAGUGGAGUCGGGUCGGCCUGGCACGCCAGCACCCGACGAGUCUUCGGCCGAGUGGGCAGGGCCAGAAGAUGGGGGUGCACGGGUCAGCGAGGCCAGCAGCGAGGGGCCCAACGCGGGCGCGCUCUGGGGAUCCGAGCACGGGCGCGCCCCCAUCACCGACGUGCUCUGA
This is a messenger RNA of Prorocentrum cordatum, 1683 nucleotides long. NCBI's taxonomy places the organism in Eukaryota, Dinophyceae, Prorocentrales, Prorocentraceae. The record is from the annotation of a GenBank genome assembly.